This is a messenger RNA of Schistosoma bovis, 3024 nucleotides long. The record is from the annotation of a GenBank genome assembly. NCBI's taxonomy places the organism in Eukaryota, Metazoa, Platyhelminthes, Trematoda, Strigeidida, Schistosomatidae.
ACAUCGGCUUACCUACCUACCUACGUACCUACCAACCAACUAUUUAUGAAAGAUUGUACUACUUAAACGGAUUUAAAAUGUGAUAUAUAUUCUUAUGUCGUUAAUCAUUGUGAACUAAUUCUAAUGAAUUAUUUGGGUCGUUUAAUUUCAAGUGCUCAUCAAUAUUAUAAAAGUAUUAAUGUAGCUAAUUUAACUGGUGCUAUUGAUGUGAUUGUUGUAAAAAAUAAAAAUGGUGAAUAUCAAAGUACACCAUUUUAUGUAAGAUUUGGAAAAAUGGGAGUGUUAUAUCCACAAUCACAUGUGGUUGAUGUGUGUAUUAAUGGACAGCCAAGACCAGAUAUAUGCAUGCAUGUUGAACCGACAGGUUAUGCUUAUUUCGAUAAUGAGGAAUGUAAACUUAAAACGGAAGAUAAAGAAGUGUUACUUAGAAGCAAUGAAGAAUUACAAACUUGGACACGAAAUGAGAAUGAUCAUAUUGAUUGUGUUACAAAUGAAUCAAAUAGUGAACAAUUGGAAAAUGUUUUUGAAAUAGAUAUUCAAGUUAUUCCAAAUGGUGACAAUUCAAAACCCAUAAAUAACUCGUCUGAAUUCCAAUCAAAAUCCACAGACGUUAUUCCAACUAUUGACAAAGGAAGUUCAUCAGAUAAUAUUGAAGAACUGGAUAAAGAAAAUACAGAAAAGGUCACCCUAAAAGAUUUAAUUCAAUAUCUUCAAGAUACAAAUCAUUGGCCAAAUGAAUUUUAUAUUUAUCGUCUCUUAAAUAAAUCUAAUCCUAUUAAUAAUCAAUUAAAUAAAGAUAACUUGGAUAAUAAAACUACACAAUUAAACAUGUAUCCAAGUAAUCCAUUCAAUAAUGUACAAAAAAAUCAAUCAACACGUUCUAAAUUUUUUCGUAAGAAAUCAUCUAUCAAUUGUGAAUUAUUAUAUCCGGAAGAUUUUCUUAAAUUAGAUACUGAUAAAGUACCAUUCAAUUCUAUAUGGAUUGUAUGGUCUGAUAAAUGUAUGUUAGCUGAAACAGCUGCUUUAAUAUUAUUGAAACAUUUAUCACAGACUGAAAAAAAUAUUCGGUUAGAAAAAGAUGCUUUACAUCCAGCAUAUAAUAUUAUACUUCAACAACAUAAACGCGAUCGUGGCUCAGAAUUCCCAUUGAUGAAUUCAUCAUUUAAUGAAACAACUGAUGAUUAUGAGACAGAAAUACAAACUAAUCAAUCGAAUACAAUCAACACUAAUAGUACUAGUGGUUGGUUAUGGUGGAGAAAACGAAAACAAACUAAUCCAAGUGAUAUUAGUUCAGAUUCUGGUUCACAAGAUUUAACUUAUCAAGAUUUAUCACAUCAACAUUCUUCUGUACAAUCAAUGCUAGCUCCAAUUGAUCUUGGUAUAUCAAGUCCAGUUUUAAUGCAAGAAGAAUUUGAUCAAGAGAAUUAUGAACGUCCUUACAAUCUGCCUAAAAGUGAAUUGUUAAGUGUACCAACUACUGCUAAAAUUCCUUUACAUUCUUCAGCAAUCGAUGUAAGAUGUAGUAAAACACCAGAUCCUUCACAGACAUCAUCUCCUGAAGAGGCAGGAUAUUUUUCGGAUGAUAAUCAAAGUAAUAAUGCUUAUCAUAAAAAAACAACUGCUAAUAUUGAGUCGAGAAGUUCAAUUCAACAAGCAAAUCGUUUAACAUCUCAACAGCUUAAAAGCCUUAAUUUACACAAAGGUGCAAAUGAAGCGGUUUUUUCUGUUGUCAGUAAAUAUCAAGGUACUUGUCAAUGUGCUUGUUUUAUAUAUCUAUGGGAUUGGUCUGAUAAAAUUGUAAUAUCAGAUAUUGAUGGAACAAUAACAAAAUCAGAUUGGUUAGGACAAUUGAUGCCAUUGGUUGGAAUGGAUUGGACUCAUCAUAAUAUAGCUCAAUUAUACAAUAAAAUAGCUAAUAAUGGAUAUAAAUUUAUUUAUUUAUCUUCUCGUCCUAUUGGUCAAGCUAGAGCAACAAGGAAAUUUCUUUAUACCAUUCAACAAGAUAAUUAUCGUCUACCAGAUGGUCCAAUACUUUUAUCACCAUUUUCUGUUCUCGAAGCAUUCCGCAAGUAAGUAAUCGAAUUUAUCGUAUGCAUUUUCAAAUAUGCGUAUAUAGAUUUUCAAACUAAGACGUAGGCUCAGUUUAUGAAGCCAUUGACUGUCGAGUUAACCCUAUGCAGUUGGGUGCAGAUUAUCUAAUUGGGUUCCUGACGAUUAUCAUAGCCAAUGUUUAGUGAUGUUGGGUGACAUGGUUUGGAGUUGGUCACAAUUACAUAAAUGCAUUCAUUCUCUUACAUCUUGAGUCUUAAAAUUCGUCAUCUUGUUUUUUUUAUUCCACCAAUUCAUUCCUCUCAAAUCAUAUUGUUUACAGCAAAAAUUUUCUACUGACAACAAUACUGUUACUACUUCUACUACACUUGUAUUUGUCUUGAUAAUUUAAUGUCACUGUGCCAAAUGUGGUGUGGCAAUUUGAACAGAUACAUAUAUGUUCCCGAUUCUGUUUUCCGUAUGUCAGGCUGAUUGGUAGGUUGUUUGUUGUAAGAUUUCAAAGUUUUUCAGUAUGCUGUCUCAGUUUAUAAAUAAAAGUUAACUAACAUAUACCACAUGUAUUAGUCAAUACAAAGUAUGAUAUACUCGUGGAUGCGCACUGCUGAGGAGUCCCAUACUAGGACGAAACGGCGGUCCAGUGCUUCCAGGUUUUCCAUGAUGGUCUAGCUUCAACUGACUCAUGAUUUCAAUCUGUGAAAUUUCUAUUAAUAAACAUUGUUUUUAUAAUUGUUUUCAGAGAAGUAAUUGCAAAACGAGCAGAUGAAUAUAAAAUUGAAUGUCUUCGUGAAGUAUGCAAUUUAUUUAUUGGUGAUAAACUUAAUCAUCAAAAUGAAGAUGAAGAAGAUAGUAUUCCAUUUAUAGCUGGAUUUGGAAAUCGACCAACAGAUAUAGCAACUUAUAAAGCAAUUGGUUUACAUGAUCAUCAAAUAUAUACAGUUGAUUAUUUAGGUAAUGUAAUAUGUGGUGAUCCAGGUG